Messenger RNA from Cajanus cajan (pigeon pea), 1485 nucleotides. RefSeq lists its product as uncharacterized. NCBI's taxonomy places the organism in Eukaryota, Viridiplantae, Streptophyta, Magnoliopsida, Fabales, Fabaceae. The record is from RefSeq and is a predicted model, not a curated record.
UUUUUCCCUUUCCACCUCCCACUAUUGCCAUUUCCCUUUUUUUUUUUUUUUUCAUUUUUAACUCUCUUUCUGAUGCUAGUGAUUGUCUCCCUCUUGUUACCCUUUUCUUAUUGAUAGGCUCACAGGAGCAUGUUAGCAGGUAAACAACACAAAGGGUUAAAAGCCUUGUAGUUUUGUGGUACAUGGGGGAUGAGAGAUGGAGGAUAAAGCAGAGAAGCAAGAUGACAAUAACCACCCAUCUCUCCUCCUUCCCAAUCACAACACCAUCAUCAAGGAAGAGUCACCAAGGAAAAACAUUGGUGGUGGUGGUGGUGGUGGAAGUGAUAGGUUGAAGAGAGAUGAGUGGAGUGAAGGGGCUGUUUCAACCCUUCUUGAGGCCUAUGAGGCCAAAUGGGUGCUCAGAAACAGAGCCAAACUCAAAGGCCAUGACUGGGAAGAUGUUGCAAAACAUGUCUCAUCAAGAGCAAACUCCACCAAGUCACCAAAGACACAGACUCAGUGCAAGAACAAGAUUGAGUCCAUGAAGAAGAGGUACAGAUCAGAGUCUGCUUCCACUGCAGAUGCUUCCUCUUGGCCUUUGUACUCUCGCCUUGAUCUUCUUCUGCGUGGGACAGGACCACUUUCUUCGCUUCCACCACCACCACUAAUAGCUACAGCAACAAUAGCACCAUCUCAACAAUCACCACAUGCCACCAAUAACCAGGCUUUGGUGCUGUUGGAGCCACCUUCACUGGCAGUUUCACAAGCACCUCCUCUUGUUGCCCCUCCACCUCCCCCAAUUGCUCAAAACUCACAUGGCUCCAAUGGUGUUGAAAGACUGCACAAGGAAGAUGGGUUAGGAGCCAAGUCAUCAGAGCAUGUAUCUAACAAGAAUCCAAUGGACUCGGAUAGUAGCACACCUGCUCUAUACAGUGAAAAGGACAAGGUGAGAUGCAACAAGAGGAAGAUGAAAAGUGAGAGCAACAAAAGGAGAAGGAACAAUAAUGAAGAAAACAUGGAAAUAGCAGAGAGCAUAAGGUGGCUUGCGGAAGUGGUGGUGAGGUCAGAACAAACGAGAAUGGACACAAUGAAAGAGAUAGAGAGGAUGAGAGUUGAAGCUGAGGCAAAGAGAGGGGAAAUGGAGCUUAAGAGAACUGAAAUCAUUGCCAACACACAACUAGAGAUUGCUAGGAUCUUUGCAAGUGUCAAUAAAGGUGUUGAUUCAUCAUUGAGAAUUGGAAGAAGUUAAGGGUACAUUAAUUAUGGAAGUUUAUCACUUGUUUGUAUGCAUGUGUAUAGCUUUUAUAAUAUGUAUAUUGAAGAAGAAAGAGGGAGGCUUGUAACAACUCUCUAAUUUGCCUAACUAGUGAAUAGGGGCACCAUACGGUAGAGAUAAUAAUUAUCUCUCCUAACUUUAAUUAUAGACUUUUAAUUGUAACCUUCUCUUUCAUUAAUUAAGAAAUGAAGGAUGUGAUAUGCUUCUUCUAAUAUUGCAUCGGUUAAAGU